Molecule: messenger RNA, 1956 nt
Organism: Xyrichtys novacula (pearly razorfish)
Lineage: Eukaryota; Metazoa; Chordata; Actinopteri; Labriformes; Labridae
Source: the annotation of a GenBank genome assembly
CCCCCCCCCCCCUCCAAGAUCGGCUCAUCAAAAAGAGAGCCGGCAGAGAAAGGCUGGACCACAACACCGUAACCUCACUCCAGGUAAGAACAAAAGCUGCAUCUGUGUUUAGUUAUCCAAGAAAAGGGAGAGAAAAAAUCUUUUAGAAGAGUGAAGUGGUUAAUGUUGCAAAAAAAUGACAAAUACUCUGAAGAAUAGGCUUUGUGUCUGACAAUUCAUCUCAGGAUUUUGCUCAUGAUUUGAAACCCUUACAAAGUUUUUGUGUUCAUCGUCUUGUUUCCGAUAGGGUGAAUUUUCACUUCCAUUUAACUGAUCAAAUUCAUAAUAAAAACUGUAUCUCAAAGAUGUAAUUUUUAUUUGUGCAUGUGUUGUAGCUAAAAUGUUUUUUGUGUGUGUUAUAGCAGCAACAAAGUAUCCCAGAGCCACUGUAGGCCUUCAUCCUGCCAUCAUGACAGAAGUUGCCCUCCUGGCCUCCCUCAAGCCACAGUUAACCACAUCGACUCAUCACAGUGUCAGUGCUUCAUCAGAGACCCUCAACUCCCUGACCACCACUGAUUCCCUCACCUCAUGGGAGGAGGCGCACAUGCAGGUUCACACCAUCCUGAUUGUCAUCAUAUUUGGUGCCGUCUGCUCCUUGCUCCUACUCGCCUUCUUUUACGCUUUCUGCCUCCACUGCUCCAUCAGUUCAUCACCGAAAGACUUGCACUUGGCCAACAGAGGCAGCUUGGAGCGCGAGGAUGCCACCUACAGGUGCAGUUCAUCUGACAACCAGUCUAUGGGGAAUGUUGUCUGACCGGACAGAGGGACAUGAUAACUUAAACUUAAUUGUAUAUCACUUUAUUUUAUGUAACAAGAUACCUUCUUGAAAUUUUGAUUGCUAUGUUACUUAUUCCAAAAACUUGUCAGUAAAGUGUUGUUUUAUUAGCUUUCUGGCUAGUCCUGUCUUGACUAUCUUACAUAAAGCUAGAACUGACUGACCUUAAAUAUGUGUCAUUAGCAUUUUGUGCUGCUUUGUGGUAAGUGAUAAAAACAAUGUUUUGCUUUGUCAACUCAUAAUGACUUCAAACAACCUGCUACCUUUAAGAAAAACAGGCUUCUAACAAGCCCUGCAAUGAUUUCACAAAACUAGUAUUUAGACAGCAUGGUAGCAUGGCAAGCUAAUGCUAGCUCACAGACUAGCAUUGACUUGUUUGCUGGAUUCUUUAACAAUUAGCUUGCGUCUCAUGGUAAACAUGAAAACAAUAAUGUUAAAUUUCAUUUACCAGAUGCUCUGAGACCUGAGAGUAAGUUUAAGACGAGAAAGGAUCUUUGUUUGAGGGUGGGGGUCGGGGGGCAGCAAAAGGCUUCAGGUCCAACUGGACACGGGUACUCACAUGCAGCGUUGUUUUUGUUUUUGUUUUUGUUUAUCGCUCAAAAUCAUCACCACAAAGCAUCUGCAACAAUAUAAUUUUCACUUCAUCUUUAUGAAGCCUUGGUAUCAUAAACAAAUGCCAAUAUUGUCAACAUCAUCUUGAGCACCAAACUACCAAGUGCUGAGUUUUCCAUGGAAAGGUGGGACUAAAACUUUCUCAAACGUAGGGCAGUCUUUAACUUGUUAAGUUAAAGAUUUGCGGCAGUCAGCAAACUUAAGUUGUAGAAAUUAGAAAGUAGGAACACCUCAAUUAAUGUGAUGUUUUCUCCUAUUUGCAUCUCAGCCUCUUAUGUUAUGAAUCUAUAUUUCAGUGGCGCCCAUAUGUUCCUGUUUGUUUUUGUUUUUUCUAGCAUAUUUGUCAAUCACAGAGGGCUGAAAAACAAGGGUAUGAAAGGAUAGCGUUCUGAGUUUACAUGAAUUCCCAUGGGCAAGAAGAUGAGUAUGCUUGGAUGCAUGGAUGCCACAUGAGUACACAGGAAAAAUAUGUCACUAUCCAUGGAGUGUUAUGUUCAAUAAAAAACGCUUAAAAUGUAUGCAAAUGUAAA